CGGCGCACGUUUGAGGCGGGCGGCCUGCCGCUGGUCAGCCGCCUGGCGCUGUCCAACUGCGCCGACCUGCUGCCGCUGGUGGAGUGGAACGCGGCGCACGCCAUCCACUUCUUCCGCAUUCCCUCCGCCCUCUUCCCCUGGAGCCACGAGUACGAGCUGGAGGAGCUGCCGGACUAUGAAGAGAUUGCGGCCACGCUGGCGGCGGUGGGGGCGGCGGCGCGCUCGCACCACCAGCGCCUCACCGCCCACCCCUCCCACUUUGUACAGCUGGCAUCCCCCGACGAGGCGCUGCUGGCGCGCAGCCUCAGGCACCUGGAGCUGAAUGCGCGGGUGUUUGACCUGAUGGGCUACGCCCCCAGCCACGCUAACAAGAUCAACAUCCACAUCGGCGCCACCCACGGCAGCAAGCAGCGCUCGCUGCAGCGCUUUGCGGCGGCGGUGGGCCGGCUCAGCGACUCGGCGCGCUUGCGGCUAACAGUGGAGAACGACGACCGCCCCGGCCUGUUCAGCCUGGCUGACCUGUUGCCGCUGCACGCCAUUGCCGGCACCCCGCUGGUCUUUGACUACCUGCACCACGCGCUGGUGCCGGGCGGGCUGAGCCAGCGGGACGCCCUGCUGGCGGCGCUUGCCACCUGGCCGCGCGGCAUCCGCCCCGUGGUGCACUACAGGUGA
This is a messenger RNA of Chlorella variabilis, 672 nucleotides long. RefSeq lists its product as hypothetical. The transcript is spliced from 4 exons. The record is from RefSeq and is a predicted model, not a curated record. Lineage: Eukaryota; Viridiplantae; Chlorophyta; Trebouxiophyceae; Chlorellales; Chlorellaceae. Gene Ontology annotation, molecular function: endonuclease activity. The annotation marks the transcript as partial. Gene Ontology annotation, biological process: nucleotide-excision repair; response to UV.